CUUCAAUCCUUCCUCUAAGCUGGUAGCUCCAUCAAGUCGCCUACUCAUGACGCCCAUCCCAUGUCUCAGCUGCGGAUCCAAGCGACAUGCCGGACUUCAGAGCAAUGGAAGAACCAACUAUAUCGCCUCAUUCUCCUCCCCAAUAUUUGCACCACUCCUCAAGCAAUGGACUUUUGUGCUAAGCCCCUUCGUUGCUCGAGGUCCUCUAUCAACAGAACGCCACGAGGACCUCAAAGCUAAUGUGAUUUUCCUUCUUGUCUGUCUUCCGGUUUUCCUGCCAUGGAUCUUCUUUUGAGAGAAUGUCCAGUGAUGCACGGAUG
Messenger RNA from Hyaloscypha bicolor E, 320 nucleotides. RefSeq lists its product as uncharacterized. Lineage: Eukaryota; Fungi; Ascomycota; Leotiomycetes; Helotiales; Hyaloscyphaceae. The transcript has a single exon. The record is from RefSeq and is a predicted model, not a curated record. The coding region runs from base 47 to 295 and encodes 82 amino acids.